Messenger RNA from Lichtheimia ornata, 804 nucleotides. RefSeq lists its product as uncharacterized. The coding region runs from base 1 to 804 and encodes 267 amino acids. The record is from RefSeq and is a predicted model, not a curated record. Lineage: Eukaryota; Fungi; Mucoromycota; Mucoromycetes; Mucorales; Lichtheimiaceae. The transcript has 5 exons. Gene Ontology annotation, cellular component: cytosol. Gene Ontology annotation, biological process: TOR signaling.
AUGACACACCGACUCAUCAAGGAAGGAUCAACACGCACCGGUUUAUUACAAGGCAUCGAGUACAAUGGCUGGACCAUUACAAGUCGAAAGGGGCCCAUUUGCAACUCCAAUGAAAUGGACAAUAUCCAAAAGGAAUUCGGGAUGCCUCCACCAGAAAUGGUAUUCGGCAACAACCAUGUCACUCUCAAGGUCAAAGAUAUCGAGAUCGAUUUGAAUGCAAUGGAUGCCCUGCGACAAGUGGAUACAAGUGCCAAUAGUAGCGAGCAUAUCAAAGUGGCCUAUGCCGAUGAAUGGACGAGGAAAAGCCGUCAUCAAGAUGUCAAGGAUGUAGUCAAGCCAUACGAUUGGACAUAUACAACGGCGUAUCGUGGCACCUUGAAUGACAAAGCCAUCUUUCACGAAGCAGAAGAACCAUCCAUAGAUGUGGCACGCUUGCAGAAACAAGAACCGAUCUUAUUUUACGAUGAAAACAUCUUGUAUGAAGAUGAGCUUGCAGAUAAUGGCACAACGAUCUUAUCGGUCCGGCUGCGGGUCAUGCCGUCAUGUUUCCUGGUACUUCAACGACUCUUUUUACGUGUUGACGAUGUCCUCUUUCGUAUAAACGACACACGCAUCUACCACACGUUUGGCACACCUUAUGUGAUUCGAGAAUAUACAUCCAAAGAAGAUCAUUACAAGACCAUCAUCAAUAAAUUACCCAUGACCAAAGGCGAUGUACCUCUUGUCAAUGAUCCCAAUUGGGUGUCUUCUAGUCUUCCCCAGAAACCAAAUGUUUUUAUCCGAGAACAUCUUAUUAUUGAAUAA